GACGGCAGCUGAAUUACUAUUGCCCAGAAGAAAAGAUGUUUGGUUUUCACAAGCCAAAGAUGUACCGAAGUACAGAGGGCUGCUGUAUUUGCAGAGCGAAGUCCUCCAGUUCUCGAUUCACUGACAGUAAACGCUAUGAAAAGGACUUCCAGAGCUGUUUUGGGUUGCAUGAGACCCGUUCUGGAAUCAUCUGUAACGCCUGUGUCCUGCUUGUGAAAAGAUGGAAGAAAUUGCCAGCAGGAUCAAAAAAAAACUGGAAUCAUGUGGUAGAUGCAAGGGCAGGACCCAGUCUGAAGACUACAUUGAAACCAAAGAGAGUGAAAACUCUCUCUGGAAACAGGAUAAAAAGCAACCAGAUCAGUAAACUACAGAAGGAAUUUAAACGUCACAAUUCUGAUGCUCAGAGUACCACCUCAAGUGCCUCCCCAGCUCAAUCUCCUUGUUACAGUAACCAGUCCGAUGAUGGUUCAGAUACAGAGAUGGCCUCUGGCUCUAACAGAACGCCGGUUUUUUCCUUUUUAGAUCUCACAUACUGGAAAAGACAGAAAAUAUGUUGCGGGAUUAUCUAUAAAGGCUGUUUUGGGGAAGUCCUCAUUGACACGCAUCUCUUCAAGCCUUGCUGCCACAGUAAGAAAACAGCUGCUGAGAAGCCGGAGGAGCAGGGCCCAGAGCCUCUGCCCAUCUCCACUCAGGAGUGGUGACUGAGGUUUAGGGAGAAGGGGAAGAGAAACGAUUUAAAUUUUGCAAAGAAAACAAAGCAACAAAACCCUUUUAUUUUUAACUCUGAUACCUGCUAUUCUGCCAAAAGACAAUUUCUAGAAUAGUUUUGAAUGGGUGGUUAUUUCUCCUCCAGUUCCACAAACUCUGAAGCCAGUGUCUAGCUUACUAAAAGAAAAAAAGAAGUGUACAUAAUAUUUAAGAUGCUGAGUAUUUCAUAGGAAAGCUGAAUGCUGCUGUAAAGUGCUCUUUAAGUCUUUUUUUUUUUUUUUUAAUCCCCUUCUAAUGAAUGAAACUAGGGGAAUUUCAGGGGACAGAGAUGGGAUUUGUUGUAUGAUAAACGUAUGUAGUUUUAGUCUUUCUAUAUUGAGAAGCAGUGGUUGGGGCAUUUUUUAAAGAUGGCUGGCUAUACUUGUUUUCCUUCAUGAUAAUAAAUUUGUCAUAACUCAGUAACAUGGACUUGCCCCUAGAGGUAGUUGUUAAUAAUUUUGCAAUAAUAAGGUCUUGCCAAGGUUCUGAUGAUUCAAACCUGUACUACUGAAUAUGAAGCAGGACAGACUAAGCUGUCUGGUGCAAAUACCUUGAAGGAGUAAUUUCUAAAU
Molecule: messenger RNA, 1319 nt
Organism: Mirounga angustirostris (Northern elephant seal)
Lineage: Eukaryota; Metazoa; Chordata; Mammalia; Carnivora; Phocidae
Product: SIN3-HDAC complex-associated factor-like
Exons: 2
Coding region: 36-701 (221 amino acids)
Biological process (GO): negative regulation of cell migration
Cellular component (GO): Sin3-type complex
Source: RefSeq, a predicted model, not a curated record